Messenger RNA from Carya illinoinensis, 570 nucleotides. RefSeq lists its product as uncharacterized. Bases 1 to 570 code for a protein of 189 amino acids. The record is from RefSeq and is a predicted model, not a curated record. NCBI's taxonomy places the organism in Eukaryota, Viridiplantae, Streptophyta, Magnoliopsida, Fagales, Juglandaceae. The transcript has a single exon.
AUGUUUGCUACACGUGCUGAUAAGGAAAAAGUGUUAUAUGAGAAAUCAUGGUUGUUUGAUAACGGUUUGUUUGCAUCUAAGUUAUUUGAUGGGUUUAACCAGCCAAGUAAGAUUCAUUUUGACUAUGAGGAAUUUUGGAUGCAGCUUCAUAAUUUGCCUUUUGCAUUCAUGAAUAGAGUGUAUGGGGAGAAGAUAGGGAUGACAAUUGGGAAAGUUCUGGAAGUGGAUCUCCUGGAUGAUGGUAUAGAGUGGGGCAAGUUUUUGAGAAUCAAGAUUGAAUUGAAGCUACAUCAAGCACUGGCUAUAGGGAGAAUGACUAGUGUGCAAGGGGAUAAAGUGUGGAUUCCCAUUAAAUACGAAAAAUUGCCAAAAGUCUAUUUUAUGUGCGGUUAUCUAGUUCAUGAAGCAGAUGGUUGCAUGUCUAAAAGUGAGAGUUUGUCUCAGCAUGCUAAAAAGACUCAACAAUUUAAUUCGUGGCUUCGUGCGGCUCCUGCUUUAAUCAAAAGGAAUUACUCUAAUGGGAAGUUUAGUAAUGGUGAUGGCGAGAAGUGGAAGAAGGGUCCAGUGUAA